GGGUGUGUGGUGAGGAUUGACUCGUGUUUGUGCUGUUGACACAACAGCGUCACCUGAGCUGUGCACAUAUUAACCUCACAAGAGAAGAAAGCAACAAUAUAGACUCCAGAAAUAACUUCUUUAAGCAAAAAGGCAACAACGUGAUGUAGCUAUUAAAAUGGAGUAUGGUGAGAGGCUCACACAUUUCCGACAAACCCGACUCAAUCCCUUUGAUCGUGGAGAGGAAGAAGAUGACCCCCAAGACGGAAAACCUGUUCCAAAGCAAGAAUCCAGACCAGAGUUGUUGUCUGGGACUCGGACCCACAGCUCUGACAGGACCAUGGACUUGGGUUUGGCUGAAGAUCACUUCUCUAGGCCUGUGGGUUCAUUUGUUGCUUCUGACAUUGAAAAGCUGAAGCUUGCCAUUGAGGAAUGCAAGAAAUUGAUCUUGGAGUUGCCAGAACACUCAGAGCGGCAAAAGGACACUGUAGUUAAACUCAUCCACCUUCGCCUCAAGCUGCAAGAGCUCAAGGAUCCAGAGGAAGAUGAGCCUAAUUUGAGAAUUCUGUUAGAGCACCGAUUUUCUAAAGAAAAGAGCAAAAGUGUGAAACAGACAUGUGACAAGUGUAGUGCCAUUAUUUGGGGUCUCAUCCAGACUUGGUACACCUGCACAGGAUGUUAUUAUCGUUGUCAUAGUAAAUGUCUGAACUUGAUAAAUAAACCCUGUGUGAGGUCCAAAGUCAGCCAUCAGUCAGAGUAUGAGCUGAGUAUCUGCCCUGAGAUUGGUCUGGACCGACAAGACUAUCGCUGCUCUGAGUGUCGGACACCAGUUUCACUGAGGGGAGUGCCAAGUGAGGCCAGACAAUGUGACUAUACAGGCCAGUAUUACUGUAGCACGUGUCACUGGAAUGACACAGCUAUCAUCCCUGCCCGGGUAAUUCAUAACUGGGAGUUUGAACCACGAAAGGUCUGCCGAUCUUCACUACGUUACUUAGCCCUUAUGAUGCCUCGACCUGUAUUAAAGUUAAAAGAAAUCAACCCACUGCUCUUUAACUUUGUGGAAGAGCUGGUCGAGAUCAGGAAACUUCGUCAAGAUAUUCUCCUAAUGAAGCCCUAUUUUAUCACCUGUAAGGAGGCUAUGGAGGCUAGGCUUCUCUUACAGCUUCAAGACCGGCAGCACUUUGUGGAAAAUGAUGACAUGUAUUCACUACAAGAUCUGAUCGACAUUUCCAGUGGCCGCCUCAGCUGUUCCCUCACAGAGAUUCAUACCACAUUUGCAAAACACAUUAAAUUAGACUGUGAGAAAUGCCAAGCCAAAGGAUUUGUGUGUGAAUUGUGCAAAGAGGGAGAUAUCCUGUUCCCUUUUGACAGCCAUACUUCAGUCUGCCAGGACUGCUCUGCUGUCUUUCACAGGGACUGUUACUAUGAUAACUCUACAACUUGCCCAAGAUGUACCCGGAUGACAGGGCGUAAACAGGACGAGCCGCUGGACAUGCAAACUACAUAAUAAUGAAAAUAAUACUACCUGUUGCACUUACUCAUAUUUAAGUUCUUUGAAAACAUCAAGUAUUAAUGCAGAUAAUGUUUAAUUCAUUCUGUAUUCUGUAUUUAACUGUGCAAUGUGUCAUUGUGGAUUGUACAGGGUAUCCAUCUAAUCAAAUUUAUUUUAUUUUAAUUUAAUUUAGACUGAAAAAACAAACUGAACUUUUUGAACCUUUGUUUAAGUGUGUGAAGGGAAGUGUUUGGAGCUGUACUUUAUUGCAUGAAGUUAUAUAACUAGUUUAUACAAAUCAUUCUCUGCCUCAAAAACAUUUCAGUGCUACAUUUUUAAGAGGCCUCAAAAUAAGUUGAUAAAAUCCAUUUGAUGCAGUAAUCUAAUCACUCGUUUACCCCACCCAUUCUUUUUAACUAACUAACUAGAUGUUUUGUUAGUUUUCCACAAAUGUUAUAGCAAUGCAGAUUUAUUUGGAAUAUUCCUUCUGCCUCUAAAUGAGGAGAGUCCAAUUUCAGGUUUCCACCUUGUAAGAUUAAAAAAGAGAAAAAAAGAAACUAAAGUGAAGUGGAAGUGAACAUUGACAUUAAUUAAGAAGGCCACAGUUACAGGUAGACUAUUACCCAAAUAAAUAAAUUAUGGGGAAAUUUGCAUCCCAAUAAAAAACUGCCAAGGUAUCAAAAACUGCCCUACUUAAAUGCUGUUUGUUAGUGCAUAUUAAUUCUCCAAUUAAUCAGAUUUUUUUUUAAAAGCAUUUUUCUUUCAGGGUAGACUAUGCAUUAAUGUUACUAAAACUACAUUAGCCUCACACUAGGGGUGAAAACAAACUAAAUGACGUAUUGUACAAUGUUGUUCAGUAUUGCACGAAUAAAACAUCAAGAAUCAG
Messenger RNA from Periophthalmus magnuspinnatus, 2357 nucleotides. RefSeq names its product differentially expressed in FDCP 8 homolog (gene def8). The record is from RefSeq and is a predicted model, not a curated record. The coding region runs from base 158 to 1486 and encodes 442 amino acids. NCBI's taxonomy places the organism in Eukaryota, Metazoa, Chordata, Actinopteri, Gobiiformes, Gobiidae. The transcript is spliced from 12 exons.